UGGCGCCAUCUUUUACCGAGCUUUUGAAACACAGCCCAGAAUAAACUCACUUGGUCAUGACAUAAUAAUAUCUAUACAGUCCAUUUUGUGAGAGGCGUGCACGCCUCCACACACGGGCAGAUUUGUUUAGGCAUGCAAUUAAUCACAUGUCCAAAUUUUGUUUUCUUUAUGUCUGCGAAUAGCUUUCUGAAAUUAUAGAAAUUACGACAAAAGCUAAAUAUGAAGUCAGAGAAUGAUUUAAGAAACCCUUAUCGUUAACUUAAAAUUUUUUCAGUGUACGUAGAAAACUGCAUAGUUAAAAUGCAUUAAAAAACAAAAUAAUGAAUUAUUACAGAUCGUCUUUAACAACGAUGUAUGGAAGAUUCUUAUGUUUUUAUAAUUUGAUUAUCCAUUUUCAUCUCCCAAUCAUAGUGUGCAUAAUAAAAUGAGUGGCAGUAAUGGGGAGGACAAAGUUUCAUGUGCCUUAUUAAUUGUAUUUUUUCACAUUUUUUGUGGCCACCUGUUGUAUGAAAUAUAAAAAAGAAAAGAAAGAAUAUCAUUCAAACUAAAUUGUUACAUUUUUUACUGUUUUUUAACAGCACUAGCCGUUAACCCGUGGAACAAUCCAUGGGUUCCACUGUCCUUUUUUAUACCGCAUUGCGUGCGUCUCGCUACUUGCGCAUUUAAGCUACCACUUUGCGUGACAGACAGACAGACGUAUAUUUUAAUAUAGAUUUAUCAAUUAAGUCCUGGGCACUAACUUGUGAGAUACAUGUCAAUAACACCUGAAAAUGAUACCUGCCAUACUGCUCUAUUACCAGAAGCAAAUCAUUUCAAUAUGCCCAAUGUGAUUGCAAAGAUAUAAAUAGAUUAGAAUAACAUUCAACACAGAAGAAAAAUUGAUCUCCAGAAUUGUGUUUUAGAGAGAGUAAGGUCUUGUGUUCUUUUAAAAAACUUUAAAUUUGUGUUAUUUGCGUCAUUUGUGAAAGGAAACUGUCAAAUAUUUAUAUGUUCCGUUCAGUAGCCUUUUUUGAUUUUAUAAUUCAAGCUUUUAUAUAUAUUAUAUAAUGGUCUUUCGAAGAAAUAAAGUAAAAAAAACAAUAAGUAAAAAAAUAAAAAAGUCUUUGAUAGUAAGGGAAUAUGAUUGUAGUGAGGAAUUUCAUGAUCCAUCCCUAGCAUUGAAAUAUUAAAUUUUGUUAUUAGCCACGCUUCAACUUUCCGUAAUUUAAUUUAUUUUAAAUAUUGUUUGUCCCACAAGUAGGCCGUAAACUUUGUUAGAAAUUGCUCUUCGCAUGUUCCCCAUGCCAAAACCAAGCCGCUGGGCAGUGUAAGGGAUAAAGGAAUUUUGGUCUUACUUUUGUUCUUGAAAAUUUAAAUUUUAUCAUCACAUGCCUACCUAAAACCUUACAAAAUGGCAUGUCUAUAUUAUUCAAUGACAAUACCUGAACAGAUAAGUGGUAAUAUUUUUUAAGGGCUUCCCAGGUCUAUCUUCUUGCAGCGCCAUGUUAAAAUAGGAAGUAUUUAAAUCCAAUUUAUCCAAUGCAUAUAUUAGGUAAAUUAUAUUUAGAGCUACAAUAACAAAAUUAUCAAAUAUAAAGUUAAUUUCAACAGUUUCGCCUAAGCUGUGCACAUAUAUAGUUUUCAAAUCUUUUGAAUCUUACUUCACUUACUUUAAACAGAUUUUAUACUUGUGCAACAAAGAACUGCUGAUGCUUACAAUUCUAUUGAAAUCAAGGAGUUCAUAUCGAUACAAAGUAACACAAAUUGUAAACAAGUUCAUGAUGCCUCCUAAAUCUAAAAAACAAAAUAACAAACAAAAGAACAUUGCAUCGUUUUUUACAAAACCUGGAAAACGAAGUAGUGAUAAUAAAAAUAACGAUGACACCCCAUCCUUUAAAAAGACAAAGACAAACCUGGAUACUUCUCCACCACUUUCACCGGAUCAAAGGAAAAGAAUAGAAGAAAACAAGAAAGAAGCUUUAAAAAAACUGGAACAUAAUGCACAACAGGGAAUUGACAUGGGACAUUCAUGGAAAGUAGCCUUACAAUCUGAAUUUACAAAGCCAUACUUUCAGAAGCUUCAAGAUUUUUUAAUUGCAGAAAGAAAAAGAGCUACUAUAUAUCCCCCUGAAAAACAUGUGUAUAGUUGGACAAGAUUUUGUGACAUACAAGACCUUAAAGUUGUUAUUCUUGGACAAGAUCCGUAUCAUGGACCAAAUCAAGCACAUGGUUUGUGCUUCAGUGUACAAAUUGGAGUACCUGCACCACCAAGUCUUGUCAACAUGUAUAAAGAAUUAGCAAGCGACAUUCCAGGAUUUAAAAAGCCAGAUCAUGGACAUCUAGUUGGUUGGGCAAAACAAGGUGUGUUGCUACUGAAUGCAUGUUUAACCGUUGAAGCAAGUAAGCCGAAUUCUCACAAAGAUAAGGGUUGGGAGAAAUUUACCGAUGCCACAGUAAAGUACAUCAACGAUAAUUUAAAUAAUGUUGUGUUCAUCUUAUGGGGAGGAUAUGCUCAGAAGAAAGGAAAAUUCUUGAACAAAAACCGCCACCUUGUUUUAACUGGCGUACAUCCUUCUCCAUUGUCUGCUCAUCGUGGUUUUUUCGGUUGCAAGCACUUCUCGAAGGCGAAUGAAUAUUUGAAGAAAAACAGAAACAAAGAAAUAGAUUGGUCGUAUUUGCCAGCCAGUUUGUGACACUAACAUUGCUGCAGCAUAGUUUGUAUGUGCGACCACACUAGACGCUUGACAAGAAUUUUUUUAGAAAAAUUACUUGACGUUACUUGUAAAUCAACGUUUUAUAUUUUGUUCAUAGUUUUGUUAAUACUACAAAUAGAGUAGAUGUGUAAAAAAUAGAAGUGGAGAAAUUGUAAUCUCUAUA
Messenger RNA from Hydractinia symbiolongicarpus, 2856 nucleotides. RefSeq names its product uracil-DNA glycosylase-like. The transcript has 8 exons. Gene Ontology annotation, cellular component: nucleus; mitochondrion. Gene Ontology annotation, molecular function: uracil DNA N-glycosylase activity. Lineage: Eukaryota; Metazoa; Cnidaria; Hydrozoa; Anthoathecata; Hydractiniidae. Bases 1689 to 2672 code for a protein of 327 amino acids. The record is from RefSeq and is a predicted model, not a curated record. Gene Ontology annotation, biological process: base-excision repair; base-excision repair, AP site formation via deaminated base removal.